This is a messenger RNA of Solanum verrucosum, 516 nucleotides long. Its product is annotated as receptor-like protein 52. Bases 1 to 516 code for a protein of 171 amino acids. NCBI's taxonomy places the organism in Eukaryota, Viridiplantae, Streptophyta, Magnoliopsida, Solanales, Solanaceae. The transcript has a single exon. Gene Ontology annotation, molecular function: protein binding. The record is from RefSeq and is a predicted model, not a curated record.
AUGAAAGAUUGCUUAAUGUUACAACAUUUGGACUUGUCCAAGAAUUCUUUGAGCGGACAGAUUCCAGGUGAGUUGUUUGGGAUGAAACAAUUACUAAAUUUGUAUCUUAAUGGUAACAUGUUGUCUGGUGAGAUGCCAAAACAAAUAUCAUCUCAACUGGAAAAUCGUGAUCUUUCUGAGAAUCACUUGAACGGUUCGAUACCAGAAGAUAUUGGAAACUUGAAAAAUCUUGUGAAAUUGGAUCUGUCACAUAAUUCUCUCAGUGGUUCAAUUACAAGCAAGUUGUUUCAGUUGCAUGAUUUGCGUCACCUGUCGCUAAGUUCCAACUACUUGUCCAGUGUGAUACCUGAUGAAAUGGACUUGUUUAGUUUGUAUGAUAUGGAUCUUUCACAUAACCAAUUGAACUGCUCUUCAACUUUUAUUUCACAUAACGAAAUAAAACAACCCUUAGGCACUGCUGAACUGCUCUUCAACUUCUAUAACUGGUUCACUAGAAACUGGAACUUGACUACUUGA